This is a messenger RNA of Yamadazyma jaroonii, 1254 nucleotides long. Lineage: Eukaryota; Fungi; Ascomycota; Pichiomycetes; Serinales; Debaryomycetaceae. The record is from the annotation of a GenBank genome assembly.
AUGGUGAACUUUUCAGGUAUAGAAGCAGACAAUUCUGUUUAUUUUGGUAAGGAAGCUCUUAAUAGAGUAUCUUUCUUAAGAGAAAAUUCGAGUUUUAUCAAUAAUGCAGUAAAUCAUUCAAGCACUAGAUUUUUAUUCUUUAAGAAUACUGAACCUUUAGUGAUUAAAGAUUGGGAUGAUAAAUUAGUACUUUUAACUAACGGUGAUAACAUUUUAACCAACAAAAUAUCCAAAGGUAUCAAGAAUUUACCUUCUUGGAAUAAAACCAUUGAAAAAUGGUGUGAAAGCAAUGAAACUCAUCAUCAUGAAUUGAGAGAUAAUCAGCAACCAACAAUUUUAUUUUUAGGAAUUGAAGAUGAAAGUGUAGGAAUUGAUUUGUCCAAUGUGGAUCAUUUGAAUCAUGAAAAUAGGUAUAAAGGUAUCCCAUAUUUUGCUGUGGAUUUAACUGAUUCCCCGGAUUUAACUAACGAUAUCCUUAAAUUCUUGAGUGAUAAUAGUGGUAUCGAAGUUGAUAACCAUAUAUUCUUUUCCACUUCUAGAAAACAUCAUCUUGGAUUCAAUAAUACGGAAGCAUCAAUAUUCUCUCAUGGGAAAAUGUACCUUGAUUGGUUAAAUCGUAAUAGAUUUUGUCCAGGUUGUGGAUCAAAAGUAAUUCCAAUUCAUGCUGGAGGUAAAAUCCAAUGUACCAAUGAUAAAGUAUUAUCAGUUGAUGAAACUUCAGGUAAAAAGAAAUAUGAAUGUCCUGUUAAAAAUACUUCAGUAUCGAAUGUUUCAUUCCCUCGAACAGAUGCGGUAGUUAUAACUGCUAUAACCAAUUCUGAUAGGUCAAAAAUCUUAUUGUCAUUAAACAGAAGACACGCUAUGACUAACAUGUACACUUGUACUUCAGGAUUCAUGGAACCCAGUGAAACUGUAGAAGUUGCAACCAAAAGAGAAAUUUGGGAAGAAGUUGGUGUUGUAUGUUCAAAGAUCAAUUUAGUAUCAACUCAACCAUGGCCCUUCCCUGGGAAUUUGAUGAUUGGUUGUAUUGCCGAAGUAGAUUUCAAUGGUGUCAAUGAAAUUAUUGAUUUGGGUCAUGAUAAUGAAAUCAAAGAUGCCAGAUGGUUUGAUACAAAAUUUGUUAAAAAUCUUGUUUAUGAUGAUGGUAAUAAUGUCGAAAACAAUCCUGAAGGAAUUCUCAUCCCAAUGGGUGAAUCCAUUGCUUAUCAAUUAAUCAAAAUGGUGGUUGAUCAAGCAGAUAAAUCUAAAUUAUAG